This is a messenger RNA of Cyprinodon variegatus (sheepshead minnow), 3685 nucleotides long. RefSeq lists its product as uncharacterized. Gene Ontology annotation, cellular component: Set1C/COMPASS complex. The coding region runs from base 1825 to 2808 and encodes 327 amino acids. The transcript has 7 exons. NCBI's taxonomy places the organism in Eukaryota, Metazoa, Chordata, Actinopteri, Cyprinodontiformes, Cyprinodontidae. The record is from RefSeq and is a predicted model, not a curated record.
UUAACCUGUUUACCAAUGGGAGCUGGUAUCAUGAUGACACAUCUUAAGAGAACAUGGCUAUCACUUUUAGUGGAGUGGUGACUCUGACAGUCUGUGUCGCAUAGAAGGAGACGUGAGUAAAGGCUCAAUAUGCAUCAUGGCAGCUCAGACUGCUAAACAGAUCUAGUACAAUCUAUAGAAGUGGAUCAAAUGGAAUUUUUUUUAAGGUUGGGAUGUUCAGACUGCCAUGAAAAUGUCUAAGAUGGGUCUGAUGUGGACCAAAAAGAUCAGACUGUGUCUCGUUUGCCUGCUGUGUGAAUCUACUUCAGUAAAGAAAAUUCACAGAUUCAUCGCCAAAUUGAUAACUCAUCAGCCAAACAUUUCUUUGACAAUACUAGAACCUCUGUGCCACCACUGCAGGGCAGAUAGUAAGCUAUAACCAUAUAUUGCUGAAAACCAGCCUAAGGUCUGACUGGGAGACUUGCAUUGGCCUUUCUGAAGAGUCCUAAAUGCACAGGGACCGUCUGCAAAUUGCAGCACCAGAAAAACUUGAUAGAGAAAUAUUGAAUGGCGUUACCAAGGAGGGUCUUAUGGUCAUCACCAUCAUUUAAUGUGUGAUCUUAAGGUUUUGUACAACAUUUCCAGAGCUGAAAAAAAAAGUAUUAAAUAAAAAUAAAUGCAGGGAUUUCCACAAAGCCUAUAGGCUAAAUCGAAACUCAGAAAAAUCACUUUUGCUAGGUGAAUGAUAGAAAAAAAACCCAAAUGAACAACAGUAAGCUGCAUCAAUGAAAUUGUUUUAUAUAAAUGGUUUUAAUUUUAUUAAUGUUUUAUCAUUAAUGUAAGAAAUAUCUGUGCUAUAGCAUGUUGUAGCACCACCAAACAGCACACAUAGAGCACGUCUUGAUCAUACUCUUUAUGUACUUGAAUGUGCCUGUUUCAAUGAUUCCCUGCUAACAAGCUUUAUGGAGAUGCUGAUGUUAUUUUCUACCUGUCCAUACAGUCAAACACUAAUUAAACCCAAUAAAUACACCUAAAGCUACCUAGAGUUUCUCAACACCUCAGCAGAGCCAGAAAUUCCUGCUGCUGCUGACUGGAAGUUAACAGAGGAGAUUAACACAAGGAAAUGUCUUAUAGACCUAUUAGACUUUUUUUUGGUGUUUUUCAAAUAGUCAGUAGCUAUAAAAGCUGAAGCUGGAAACAAGCUUAACUUUAUAGCAUGUCACCUUAAAAUUUAAUGAGAGUCAUAGGAUAUUAAUCCAACAUGUAUUCAUUUUCAAUUCACUGAGAUACAAUAAACAUCUAUGAAAAACACCAUUUACUGUUACUUUUAUCAUCUACUUUAAAUGUGACCACUAGAUGGCUGCAUAGUGUUACAAUCCAAGCAUAAAAACAGUUAAACUUAAACCCAUUGGUGCGAAAAAUAUAAAAUUUUAGCAGGAAAAAGAUUAAAUAUACUGUGUAUCAUAUUAGAAAUUUUGUGUUAAAUAUUUAACUUUUUUCCUUCAGCCAUUUACUGGACUAUUUUAUCUAUAAAUGCACAUCCACUGUUUAUCUUUGUGAUUCACCAAGUGUGUUUCGACUAAACGAUAAUGAGAUUAAAAAAAAGCAACAUUAUUAUUUAAAAAGAACAAAACGUAAACGAAUAAAAAGACAACCAGGAAGUAGGAACUACUUAUUAUUGGGAAGGAGUCAAACCGCCGUUACCAUGGAAACAUAACGCUACAUUGCGGCGCGGUAAAAAGGUUCGCCUUCCUAUCCCCAGAAUCCAUCCCCUAUAUCGCAACAGGUCUGUAGCAUUGUUUAAAAUUGGUAAUACUUUCGACGAUAUUGUGUUAAAGUGAGAGAAUGGACUCGGAGUACUUAAAGCAACAUGUGGGAGUGUUUCUGGCGGAGGGAUUGGCUGAAGUGGCAGAGAGGCGACCUGCUAGGCCCAUCCAGUAUCUGGCUCACUGGCUCUACAAAAAGUCAUCUAAUGCUGAAUACCAGAAAGAGGUGAAAGAGCGUUUGGCUCUCUUGGAGGAGCAACAGGCAGAAGCUGAUGGAGGAAAAGUGCAUGAGGAGGAGCUGAAAAAGGACGAGCAGAAAACCAGUGAAGCCAUAGAAGAACCUCAUAAUAUGACUGAGAAACUCUCAGAACCUGAUGAAUCAACUGGAACCACUACAGAGCCUGCUGAUGAUGAGAAACCCGUAAACGAAGAGGAACCGAGCUGUCCUGAUCCGGAACGCACAAAACAAAAUCCUGAUGUCAAGGAAGAGGACAACGAACAAGAGAUGGCUGAGAAACUCUCAGAGCCUGAUGCAUCAACUGGAACCACUACAGAGCCUGCUGAUGAUGAGAAACCCGUAAACGAAGAGAAACCUAGCUGUCCUGAUCCGGAACGCCCAAAACAAAAUCCUGAUGUCAAGGAAGAGGACAACGAACAAGAGGAGAGAACAGAUGUGGAGCAAAACACGAGCAACCAUGAUCCAAACGAAGGGACAGAAGCUCACCUAGAUCUAGAGGAGGUGAGCGGCCAAUCUAAUUCUGGCAAACAGGAAGCAGAACAAACCGAACAACUCCAACAAACUCCAGGCCAAGGUGGCACUGAUAUGACAUCUGACAAUACAGAGAAUCUGCGCAACACAUCAAGCCCUGACUCCCAGAAUGCAGAGCAGGUUGAUGGAGAAGAGAUGGAUAAACCUGAAAACUCUGUCCAAGAGGAGGCCUCCUCCACUGUGCAGAGCAUGGAGAUUCCAACAGAGAAGACAUUUCCAACUGAAGAACAAGAAGAAACCAUGACAGCUGAUGAACAGGAGACAGAAGAAUCCAGUUCUGUUGCUUCUCAGUGAAGGGAAUACUUCGUAGAUUCUGAUUGAAGUUUAGUUCAGGCCUGUUUGCUGCCACAGGAUUUACUGCAUGUAACAGUGAAGUUAUUGCUUGUUUAUACUGAUUUUAAUGAUAAAAUAAAUCACAAAAAAAUGUAUGUAAGCGAAUUUGACCAAAGUAUUAGUUGUAGUACGAUCAAGAUGAGGCGCUAAAGCAUGUUGCUCAUUUUGUUCUCAUUAUAUUUAUAAAAAAAAGGUAAAGAGGCUGAAUAUUUGGCUAUAGGUUGUAGUCUUUUGGAAAUUCCUCACCGUUUUGAAAGUAUUAAUUUCCAAUUUGAGAAAUGUAGUAUGAAACAUAUGAGAUCAUUUAUCCAUUAAAGAAUUUAAAUAAAAAUACACCUGUCCUUUGUGACACUAUUAUUAUUUCUUCAUCAUGUUGCAAUCUGCAGACGGUUCCUGCACAUUUCAUAAGCGCUAAGCUCAGCUGAGAGGCCAACGGAAAAUGCAAUUGAUGCUCACUGUCUGCUUUGCUGUUUUUGCAGAGGGAAAUUUGUGAAUUUUUCUAACUUUACUGACAUGAGGAGUUCUAGACAGGGACCAGGCACAUGUAAAGCUGAUCCUGGCCCCAAUACUGAAUGGGUAGCACUGACAUUUACAGAAACUGUAACUGAUUAGUUCGUUUGGUCAAAGGUUUAUUACAAGUUAUCUAAAAUAAAGCAGUCAACAACCCAAUGACAAUACAAAACACUGGCCCCACCUUGGACCUUGGGCGAUAUCAAGAAAAUUUUAUAUCAAAAUAUCUUUGGGAUAUAGCACCAUAUACGAGAUAUCACAAUAUGAUCAAAUAACCUUGAAAUACAAACGUUUUUAGCCACAUAGUGCCUAAAGUUGCAUUGCUAUA